CGCACCACCCAACCGUCGUAGUCUGUUCAGAAACACUCGUAGGUUCAGCUGUGCAGUAGCAAAAGGCUUCAGAGGAUUCGGUUAAUUUCAUAUAAAAUUUUGAAGCAAAUUAAGUGUAUAUUAUUCGAAAAUUUGGAUUUAAGUCAGCGCAAUCAAUUAGUGAAAGAUAAAAACAAAAACAAGAAAAAAAAACAUAUAAAUAAUGGCCGAUGAAGCACAAGCACCACCACCAGCUGAGGAUGCGCCACCAGCCGAGGGUGCCGAAGGUGCCGAGGGCGCGCCCGCCGAAGGUGCCGCUGAUGCGCCACCAGCUGAACCCAUCAAACACACCUACACCCUCUUCUACUUCAAUGUGAAAGCAUUGGCUGAGCCGCUACGUUAUUUAUUCGCAUACGGCGGUAUUGAGUAUGAAGAUGUGCGUGUCACGCGUGACGAGUGGCCGGCACUCAAGCCGACAAUGCCGAUGGGUCAAAUGCCCGUUUUGGAAGUUGAUGGCAAACGUGUACAUCAGAGCAUUUCGAUGGCCCGCUUUUUGGCUCGUACAGUUGGCCUGAACGGUUCCACACCGUGGGAGGAUCUACAAAUUGAUAUUGUUGUUGAUACCAUCAACGAUUUCCGUCUAAAAAUUGCAGUCGUUUCCUACGAACCGGAGGAUGAGAUUAAAGAGAAGAAACUCGUAACACUCAAUGCUGAAGUCAUUCCAUUCUAUUUGGAAAAAUUGGAACAGACUGUUAAGGAUAAUGAGGGACAUUUCGCAUUGGGAAAGCUAACAUGGGCCGAUGUCUACUUCGCCGGUAUCAUCGAUUACAUGAACUACAUGGUGAAGCGUGAUUUACUCGAACAAUAUCCAGCGCUGAAAGCCGUCGUUGAUGAAGUCAAUGGAUUGGAACAAAUUAAAGCCUGGGUCGAGAAGAGACCCGUGACUGAAGUUUAAGAAAAAAAACACACACAAAAACAACAACAAACUGAACAAACUGAAGCUGAUUACUAACUGAUAGUAUAGUAACAACAACAACAAAGUACAGCUUGAAAAUAAUGUUACUACCAAAGCGUAACGAGGGAGAGAAAACUAGUAACUGGAUGGAAUGAAAGCGUGAAAGUAGAAAUUUUCGAAAAGAAUGAAGAAGAACUAAACAACACAUGAUAAGAAUAUUAGUAGAAAAGCUAAGCUUUUUGAAUACAUACAUAUAUAUAUAUAUAUAUACAAACACACAAACAACUCUAUACUACAUUUUUACGGAUUUUCAUGAUAGGCAACAACAAUAACAAUUAAAUAAAACAAAACAAAAAACAUCUUUAAAAAAAAAAAAAGAAAUAUUGAUAAACAUUGCACUUUUGUUCCUUUUUUGUGUAUUUUGUAACGGUAAUUAAUUAAUAUAUGGACUAAUAUAUACAAAAAAAAUAAUAAUAAUUUGGUGUUUAUAAACGCCGGAAGAAAACAAAAUAUUAAUAACUUUAAUAAAUGUUUUUAAUGUGCUAACAGCAUUAAAGGUGAAUUAAAGGAAAUAA
Ceratitis capitata (Mediterranean fruit fly) is the source of this 1509-nucleotide messenger RNA. It is a transcript of the gene GstS1, whose product is annotated as glutathione S-transferase S1. Gene Ontology annotation, molecular function: glutathione transferase activity. The record is from RefSeq and is a predicted model, not a curated record. Lineage: Eukaryota; Metazoa; Arthropoda; Insecta; Diptera; Tephritidae. The transcript has 6 exons. Gene Ontology annotation, biological process: glutathione metabolic process. The coding region runs from base 203 to 934 and encodes 243 amino acids.